Messenger RNA from Homarus americanus (American lobster), 3387 nucleotides. RefSeq lists its product as uncharacterized. The record is from RefSeq and is a predicted model, not a curated record. The transcript has a single exon. The coding region runs from base 14 to 2506 and encodes 830 amino acids. NCBI's taxonomy places the organism in Eukaryota, Metazoa, Arthropoda, Malacostraca, Decapoda, Nephropidae.
AGGACCUGCCAAAAUGGAGGCUGUAAGAAAAAGGCAUAGCACGAGUAGCGAAGAAUCUGAUCCGUCCAUUAAGACACCCAAGUUGUUGAAAGCAGGGGAUGAGUCGGUACAAUCUGGCGACAACACACCAGACGAUGUUUUCAGUAUAUUGUACAAUUUUGUGUCCCAGGCUGGAGAAGUAGUCCUCGCUGAUGUCGUUAAAGUUCUCUAUUCACAAAAUUACAUAAAAUCUAGACGAGGAACUAUGCCUCUCUUUGAGUAUUGUGUUUCACAAAAGCAUUGGAAAGACCAAAGGAUCAGUGCAAAGUUUGGAAAUGACAGACAUUUGCUAACUUGUGAUAUAACACAACAAAGAAGGAUUGAGGUAAAUUUUGCCUUCAAAGUUAUAGUUGAACUUUGUGGUAAUGGUUUUGACUGGCUGACUCCAGGUUGUCGGAAUCAGAUAAAAUUAGUUAAGGAUUACAAGUACAAGAUUUGCCUUAAGUAUGGGUUAUCUUACUUUGAACUUGCUUCUGAGGUGGAACGCUUUAUGAAGAUAGUUAGUUCUAUCUAUCAUGAGGUUGGGCAGCAAUUCAAAAUAGAUUUUAAAGAGAGUCUUGAUAUUAUUUUUGAUAAGGCGAAAGUAAUUUCUAAGGAUGAAGCCUCUUUCAAGCAAGUUGUGAAUUCAAACGAAAAUAUUUUUUUAGAAAAUAAAGAUGUUUUUAAGUUAAUCAAGGCUCAGAGAGAACUAAAAGAAUACUUUCAACGCCUUAAAGUGGCUAACCCAUUCACUUGGCUGGAUAACAUGUGGCACCAGAGAUAUGAAAAGGGGUCGAUGGCCCCAAUGGUUGUAGAAUCAAUUUACACACCUCUGAAAAUUAGAGACACUGGAAUAAAAAUGGAUGUAAAACAGUUGCUGACAACAACUAGAAUAGGUCAGGAGGAGGCCAUACCCUCAGUUUUAUUACUCAACGGCCUGCAUGGCUCGGGAAAAACAUCUCUUUGUUAUCAUCUUAUGGAGGACUGGUGUAAAGGCACUCGAAAAAAUGACCACAUUGAAAAUUUUGAUUUAGUGUUCCUCAUUGAACAUAGUAAAGUUGGAUCCAUACUUCUUAAAAACUUCAUGAGGGAAAAGAUGCUGAAAAAAACAUGUGAGGAAUUCGAAAUAGAAGGAAUCUUUCAAUUCAUGAAAAGGUUGGAUGUACUCUUUAUCAUUGAUGGUUAUGAUGAAGGUACAAAAGAAACUUGGACUAUUGUGGAAGAGAUUUUGGAAAAGUUCAGCAACAAACGUAUUCUCUUGACUACUCGACCUGAUUGCCUUGCAGACACCACAGCUCGCUUGCGCAAUCAACCUGUUAAUUUCCUGACUGUUGAUAUCGCAGAGCUUGAUGAUCCAGCGCAAACUAAUAUUGCCAAAGCGAUAUUUGAACAUUGGAUGGGAAAUACAGGGGAACGAGAAAAGAAAUUGAACGAUUUUCUAGAAUACCACCAUCGGGGUGCAGGGAGAAAAAUUUUAGAUCACCUUAGAUUUCCACUUACUGCUGCUCUUUAUAUAGCUCACUGGAUAUCACACGGAAUGGAGGCUAUGACUGGCACAGCACUACAUGAUGCUUUGUAUGAAUUAGGCAUGAAGCAGUUGGGUCUUAGCAUGGGCUUGCACGAUCCAGAUAUUUUAGGAAAGUUGACAACUGAAUUGCCAUAUUUGCUCGGAAGGUUUGCCUGGAAACUGCUUAAAACGAAACGGCACACUCUUGAUGAAACAAUGGAGAGUGAAAUUGAAAGUUUCUCACGAACUAUAAAUGUUGAUUGUGUUGAAAUUGUGCUUCCUUUUCUAACUUGCACAUUCAAUCACUUCGCAUGUCCUACAAAGAGGUGUUUUUCGUUUAUGAAUAGGCCACAACAAUCAUAUUAUGCUGCUAAAUACUUGUGCAGUUGUAUAGUAACUGGGAAAAGCAGAAUCCAAGAUUUGCAGAUUGAAAUUAAUGAUUGGAAAGAGUACCCUUACUUGCUUCUGUUCCUUAUUGGGCACUUGAGGUCACAAAAUGUGAUGAACUUGACUUUGCAACAAAUAUUAAAUAUCAUUCAUACUUCCAAUUUUAAAAAGGAGAGUUACAGCUAUUGGUGGAACCUCUGUGUUGAGAGUCAAGGCCAUAAAGUUGUACGCACUUUCAUUGCAGAAACUUUACCCAAAUUUCAUUGGGUGUUGAACCAGGAAACUGUUGCCCCUGCACUCAAACUUCUAGGAUCCUGUCCAGUGGAACUUAAGAGCAUGAGUAUUGACAUUCCAAAGAAUAUUGAUCCAUAUGAUAUCCCAGAAUUCUUAUCUCUAAUGGAAAAUCUUUCCACUGUAUUGAAAGGCCGAUAUAACGAGGACAAUCCUAUUGAAGUGAAGCUACAUCUUUGGCGGAAUUGUGAAAAUGAAGCACCUCAACCGUCAGAUAAGUUUCUUCGUUCCCUAGUACCAUGGGGCGUUUUGGUUAACUUUCCUGGUGAGUUUGGUGAACAAGAGAAAACAAGUAAAAAGUAGCAUGUUAAAUACAUUGAUAAAGUAGCAGUCUUUUAGUGAAAAUGAAGACUAAUAACGACCAGCAGCGUUUGCUCUAUCAGUACCUCCGUGCAGGACCCAACUAAUAAUGAGCUUCCUUUGAUUUGGCCCAAGUGAAAGCUUGGAGUAAACAGAGUAUAGCUUUAUGUUACUUUGCAUUAGCUUUCAUUGAAUAGUGCACCAAUUUUAUGUCGCUUUACAGAAGCUUACACAGAUUACUACACUAGUUUUGUUGUCUUACAGAAAUCCAGACUACUAGCUUUAUUGUACUUUACAAAAGCCUCUACCUGUUCUGUGUUAGGUUUAUGUAACUACAGUAUACAGCUUCCACUGAUCACUAAUUUUAUAGUAUUUUACAGACGGAUGAGUAGCUUCCACAAAAUGUAAUUUUUAUGGUAUAUCCCAUGUUAGGUUAAGUUUGAUUUGGUCAAGAUAGAUUAAGUUAGGUUGGGUCAAUAGACGCUAAAGUGUAAAUAACCUGGUAGACCAACUCCAGUUAGUACUAUUUUUUUGGUUAUCAUUAUUAUUAUAUUAAUGUACAGUACUGUAUAAAAUGAUACCGAUUCAUGUUCAAUGUAAGGAGUUUUUGUUGAUAAAAUCUUAUACAUUUAUAGGUGUUCAGAUAAUUAGCGGAUGAAAUUUUUACCGGUACUUUUCAGUGCUCUUUAAGCAUAACAUGUUAUUGUUUUUCUUGAUUUUCUUACUAGAAGUUCUACCUUUACUGAAUAAUAUACAGUACUUGAGAUGUAUAUAUUUUUUUUCAGUGUUAGAGAUGUUAGUUUGUAGGAUGAUGUUAAUAUAGUAAUGGAAAACUGACUUCAAGUGUGUUUAUACUUCUUUGUAAUGAUACUCAUUAAAGGGAA